GUGUACAAACUGUGUCAUCGGAGCAGAAAUUCUAAGCAAAGUCCGGUGCCAUUAUUAUACACCAAGUUGUAUCGCACUGAGCAUCACUGUCAUCGGCCACCAGGCGGAAGGAAUUUGUUCGCUCUCGCUGCCGUCGUUUCGUUCUUCCAGUGGCGCGAGGAAGAAGAUGACAACGGUACGACACACUCGCUGUUUUGGAGUUGUAAUGGAUUAAUAAAAUUUUUCUAGUUCUGUUAUCUUUUUUUUAUUGUCCUGACAAAAAUUUGAACUAGCAAUAGUUCGGUUUGGGAAUGAGUAACUUUCUGAGGCUGUGCAUUCAAUUAAAUGGCGGUUUCUUCCACAAUCUUAUUCUCCAUUACUUGUAUUCAUGUUAUUGACACUGUUUGAGGCGAAGUUCAAUUCUGGUACCAUGAUGAGAAUUUGCAGCUAUCAGAGAAAUAAUAAAUUUCCAGUAUGUAGAUUGUUAGCUAGGCUGUAUAGUUCUGGUGAACAAAUUGAUACGGUAUCGGAUUCAAUCCGACGUAUAUGUAAAAUCAUGAUGACAUGCCAAACCCUGGCGCUUGAUACCGCCCUUGACCAAAGUGGGAUUAGGAUUUCACCUGAGAUAGCUGAGGCUGUCCUCAAAAGAUUCGAGAAUGCUGGCAUGUUAGCUCACAGGUUCUUUGAAUGGGCUUCCAAGCAACGAAAUUAUGUCCAUAGUGUGAGGGCUCACCACUCUAUGAUUGAGUCCUUAGCUAAGAUAAGGCAGUACCAGAUGGUGUGGGAUCUGGUGAAUGAUAUGAGGAAUAAGGAGAUUCUAAAUGUUGAAACCUUUUGUAUUAUCAUGAGGAAGUAUGCUAGAGCUCAGAAAGUUGAGGAAGCAGUAUAUACAUUUAAUGUCAUGGAAAAAUAUAACAUGAAACCCAAUGUAGCAGCAUUUAAUGGGUUGCUGAGUGCUCUUUGCAAGUCCAAGAAUGUGAGGAAGGCUCAGGAAAUUUUUGACAGUAUGAAGGACCAAUUUGUUCCUGACUCAAAAACCUACAGCAUACUCAUUGAAGGAUGGGGUAGGGCUCCAAAUCUUCCCAAGGCAAGGGAGGUUUUUAGAGAAAUGAUUAAUAGCGGCUGCAUUCCUGAUGUAGUGACAUAUAGCAUUAUGGUUGAUGUUCUUUGCAAGGCAGGAAGAGUCGACGAGGCAGUUGGGAUUGUAAAAGAAAUGGAUUCUAAUAAUUGUGAACCAUCAUCAUUCGUCUAUAGCGUUUUGAUACACACUUAUGGCGUAGAAAAUCGGAUUGAGGAUGCAGUCUCUACAUUCUUGGAGAUGGAAAGAAAUGGAGUUACAGCUGAUGUGGCAGCAUAUAAUGCUUUAAUCACUGCUUUUUGUAAAGCAAACAAGAUUAAGAAUGUCUAUAGGGUGUUAAAGGACAUGGAUUUAAAGGGUGUUCACCCGAAUUCGAGGACCUGCAACAUCAUUAUAAACAGCUUAAUAGGCAGUGGGGAAACAGAUGAAGCAUUUAGAAUAUUUCGCAGGAUGGUCAGGGUGUGUGAACCAGAUGUAGACUCUUAUACCAUGAUCAUUAAAAUGUUUUGUGGGAAGAAGGAGCUUGAUAUGGCUCUUAAAGUCUGGAAGUAUAUGAAGAAGAAGCAGUUCAUUCCGAGCAUGCACACAUUUUCUGUUCUCAUUAAUGGACUGUGUCAGACAGGCAAUGCUACGAAAGCUUCUAUCUUGUUGGAAGAGAUGAUAGAGAAGGGAAUACGGCCUUCUGGUGUCACAUUUGGAAGGUUGAGACAUUUAUUGAUUAAGGAAGGAAGAGAAGACGUUCUAAAAUUUCUGCAGGAGAAAAUGAAUCUACUUGUCAAGGAGCCAUUGUGUGAUUGAGGAAUCUCAGCUGGCUGGUGCCUGGCUGCCGAGACGAAGUCUUGGAGGUCUGCUUUCUGUCAGCAGGACCAAAUAUUUUUUUCCAUUGUCAGAGCUGAAUUACAAAGGCUUAGCAAGAGGGUCAGAUGGAUUUGAGUUGCCACUGCUGAUUUCGACAGAUAAGUGUUUGUUUUCCAGACGAAGUCUCGAGCCAUUUCUCGCUUGAGCCUCAUCCUAGUUCACUUGCAAGUGAUUUUACAGGCAAAGCAUCAAGCUAUUUCUCAAAACCAUAAAAGCUGGUGGUUGUAUGCAGAAUCUGCACGAUCUUGCUGAAGAGUUUUAUUUAUAUCUGAUCAAGCGUACAGGCUAUGCAUUUAAAUCUUUUUGGCUUGGAGUGAAGAAAAAGUUGUUUACCAAUCUCUGCCCUAAUUUCGACCCUGCAUGUGUAGUAGUUAUUUUACUCCCAUCAUGUAACUGCAAACUAAUUGGUAAUUAUAGUUCAAAAGCAAAAUUUUCAGGUCAUGGACCGUA
This is a messenger RNA of Momordica charantia (bitter melon), 2365 nucleotides long. RefSeq names its product Tetratricopeptide repeat (TPR)-like superfamily protein (gene APPR6). Lineage: Eukaryota; Viridiplantae; Streptophyta; Magnoliopsida; Cucurbitales; Cucurbitaceae. The record is from RefSeq and is a predicted model, not a curated record. Gene Ontology annotation, molecular function: protein binding.